This is a messenger RNA of Manihot esculenta (cassava), 1822 nucleotides long. Its product is annotated as O-glucosyltransferase rumi. The record is from RefSeq and is a predicted model, not a curated record. The transcript has 6 exons. Lineage: Eukaryota; Viridiplantae; Streptophyta; Magnoliopsida; Malpighiales; Euphorbiaceae. The coding region runs from base 30 to 1685 and encodes 551 amino acids.
CGUAGUGAUUUACACUAACCCACCAUGAGAUGACUCUCCGGAGAAUCACUGUAUUUAAUAAUAUAAGGUGCAAGAUUUGUGAUUCUCCACAAACCCCGUUUGUCCAAAAACCUGAAAAACCAACUUUUAUUUUCUCUUGCUAUUUCCUAAAUUACAUGUCAAUGGCAGAUAAAGCCAACUCCUCCUCUUUGCAUGGUGAUCAACUUCAAACUGACUACUUCUCUACUGCGUAUCGUGCUGCCAAGAAAUGGGCUUCUGCCUUGGUUUUCUUCAUCGUCCUCGUUGUUGGUGCCUUUAUUUUCAGGAUUGAUCCUUAUUUUAACAUCCUCACUACAAAAAGUCUCAAACAUUCAACUGGGUUCCCUCUGACUUGCACCAAUGAAAGCUUAACAAAAACAUGCAAUGUCAACUAUCCGAUGACAUUUGAAGCUCAUGAAUCUUCAAACUCCACAUGUCCGGAUUACUUCCAAUGGAUCCACGAAGAUCUCCAACCAUGGAGGAGUGCAGGAAUCUCAAGGGACAUGAUAGAAAGAGCUAAAGACAUGGCAAAUUUUAGACUAGUUAUUGUGAAGGGCAAGGCAUAUGUGGAGACAUAUUUUAAAUCGUUUCAAACAAGAGACAUGUUUACUUUAUGGGGUUUUUUGCAGCUUCUGAGGUUGUACCCUGGUAGGAUUCCUGACCUAGAACUCAUGUUUGGGUGCGGUGACAUGCCUAGGGUUGUAAAAAAUGACUACCAGGGACCUAAUGCGACGUCGCCUCCUCCAUUAUUUCAGUACUGUGGACAUGCAGACCACUUGAGUAUCAUCUUCCCUGAUUGGUCCUUUUGGGGUUGGGCUGAGCUCAGUAUAAAACCAUGGGAAGAUAUGUUAAAGUUACUUGUAGAAGGGACGAAGAAAAAGAAGUGGAAGGAUAGGGUACCCUACGCUUACUGGAAAGGGAACCCAGAUGUAUCACCAAACAGAGAAGACCUUAUGACUUGCAAUGUCUCAGACAAGCAUGACUGGAAUGCUCGAAUCUAUGCACAGAACUGGGAUAAAGAAAUAGAGCAAGGAUUUAAACAUUCAAGAUUAGAAGACCAAUGCAUCCAUAGAUACAAAAUUUAUGUAGAAGGAAGGGCAUGGUCAGUGAGUGGCAAGUAUAUACUCUCAUGCGAUUCCAUGACCCUGCUUAUAAAACCUGAUUACUAUGAUUUCUUCAUGAGAAGCUUGGUGCCAAUGCAGCACUAUUGGCCCAUUAGUCAAGAAAACAAGUGCAGAGAUAUCAAGUUUGCUGUGGAAUGGGGCAAUAGUCAUCCUCAUAAGGCACAAGCCAUUGGAAAGGCAGGAAGCAGAUUUAUUGAGAAAAAUCUGAAAGUGGAAUACGUGUAUGCAUACAUGUUUCAUUUGUUGAGAGAGUAUGCAAAGCUCUUGAAGUUCAAACCUGAAAUUCCGGCAGGUGGUGUUGAGAUUUGCUCGGAAUCAAUGGCAUGUCCAGAGGAAGGUUUACGAAGAAAGUUCAUGGUGGACUCAAUGGUAAAUUUUCCAAGUGAUACACUUCCAUGUAACAUGCCUCCUCCUUUGGAACCUGCAGCCAUUGAAGCCCUCUUUGAGAGGAAUGAAAAUAUCACAAGACAAGUAGUAAGGUGGCAAAAUGAAUACUGGGAAAGUUCGAACAAGACGGAAUCAUCAGGAUCUCGUAAUCAUUAAGCUUGAAGAGGCUGAUGAUAUUAGGCUCAUCUUAUAGUUUUUUAUCCUAAACUUUUGAAGUAUGUAAACUUCUUGUACAUUAAAAAGUAAAAGAUUUAAAAAUUUCAAAUAAUAAUAAUAAUGAUUUGGUUUUGAGU